Zophobas morio is the source of this 414-nucleotide messenger RNA. RefSeq lists its product as uncharacterized. Gene Ontology annotation, molecular function: chitin binding. The transcript has 2 exons. Gene Ontology annotation, cellular component: extracellular region. Bases 1 to 414 code for a protein of 137 amino acids. Lineage: Eukaryota; Metazoa; Arthropoda; Insecta; Coleoptera; Tenebrionidae. The record is from RefSeq and is a predicted model, not a curated record.
AUGAGGCCCAUUCUAGUUGUUGUAGUGAUUUUGGUCACCGGGACCCAUUCCCAAGACACGUGUUUAGUUUCUGGAAGAUUCAGGUCGCUGGAUCCAACCUGCCGAAACUACUACCUUUGCGUCAAAAGCAAAGGUCUUUUCGUUUCGAGAAACUACGUUUGCCCAGAACCUUCCAUUUUCAACCCAUCGAGUGGUCGUUGUUCGGUGGACGCCCACUGCAUCGAUAACAUUUGCAGAUAUUUACCACCUUCCAUUACCAAAAUAGUGGACCCCAACGGACAUGACUGUAAGACCUACAUAGAAUGCGUCGGCCCUGAAGGUCAGCGUUAUCCGACUGUGAGAACAUGCGAAGUUGGAUACUUUAACAAGGAUCUGUUGCCAGAACCUGGUUGUUGUUUGACCAAAAAUUGUUGA